Molecule: messenger RNA, 583 nt
Organism: Galendromus occidentalis (western predatory mite)
Lineage: Eukaryota; Metazoa; Arthropoda; Arachnida; Mesostigmata; Phytoseiidae
Gene: LSm7
Product: U6 snRNA-associated Sm-like protein LSm7
Exons: 4
Coding region: 159-509 (116 amino acids)
Biological process (GO): nuclear-transcribed mRNA catabolic process; mRNA splicing, via spliceosome
Cellular component (GO): spliceosomal tri-snRNP complex; U2-type prespliceosome; U6 snRNP
Molecular function (GO): RNA binding
Source: RefSeq, a predicted model, not a curated record
GUAAACAAACCAAGCCGAAGAAGAAGGUUUGGAACGGCGCGUUCGCCCGCGGUCUGACAUCUCGUUCGUGCGAAUUUCAGGAUCCUCGAAUAUUUGGCUUAUACGAAGCUCAAGUAUCAGACUACGCUCCAUACAGAGGAAGUAAAUUCUCGUCCCUGAUGUCGUCGACGGCUCCCGCGUCUCAGCCUCCCCAGGGAAGCGGAGGUGAUCAACAGGCAAAGCCUCAGCGGAAAAGGGAAUCGAUUGUAGAUCUGUCGAAGUACCUCGACAAGCUGAUCCGCGUCAAGUUUCAGGGAGGAAGAGAAGUCACCGGAGUUCUGAAGGGCUACGACCCGCUCUUGAAUCUCGUGAUGGACAACACUACUGAAUUUCUUCGGGACCCAGACGACCACCUCAAACUCACGGAAGACACACGGAGUUUAGGACUCGUCGUGUGCAGAGGUCCGACGAUCAUUAUCGUGCACCCACAAGACUCCAUGGAACAAAUCGCCAAUCCCUUCGUUCAAUAACUCACGCUUUCACAAUCGCAGCCAUGACCUGUGUCUUUGCUCGGUCUGCUUUGAUCAUUAAAGAGAAACUCGGU